GGAAAGGUCCAUUUACCUGCCACAAAUCUGCACACAACACGAAAACAGUGAAUCUACUUAGCCUCUCUGUCCAGACUCAAAGUUUCCUCUUCCCACUAAAUCUGAAAACAAUCCUCCUUUCCUUUCGAGUCAGUCGACUCUUAGCAAGUUGAAGCUUUUACGUGCGCCCAAUUCUUUGUACGAAGCAGAAAUGCGGUUCAUUUCGCUUCGCCAUCCUUCUCCGUCUCCCCUGGGCGCGGCGGGCGCGACAGAGAGAGAGAGAGAGAGAGAGAGAGAGAGAGAGAGAGAGAGAGAGUAGAAUAAGAAACAGAGCUUCGGAAUGGGGGAGGCGUCGGUGAAGGAUUCCGAUUUCUCGUUGGAUUCACGCCUGUGAUCGCUCUAGACGUGGGCCCAUUGUCCUUCUAGAAGGCCGUAUCGGAUUCAGCUUCCAAAGCUCGGGUGUUCAUUGCGAUUCGGUGUCGGACUCCUGCGGGGUUUGUGAUUUUCGUGUGGCUUAAUCCAUCGUCUCCUCGUGUCCCUCUCGGCGAAGCGAUUCCCAGUUCGGUCCCAAGUCAAACCGCUGGCGUCCUCUACUGUAACGUUGAUGUCCGAGAAAACCACUCGUGUCCUUGAGCAUCCAAAGCCAAAUGUCUCACGUAGCAGAUAAGCCCUGAUCCCUGGGGUUUGUUUCGCUGGAUCAAAGAGGAGCAAUCAUUCCAGCUGUUUGUGGAAUUUUAGGUGCGAAGGUGCAAGAAAGGUGGGAUUUUUAUCAAGUUUUUUUGGCCUUGUUCUUCCGAUAUCUCCCCCCCUGCGUUCUGGGCUCUCCCUUCUUUUCCAGCUGCUUGCAGCCCGGCACGUGGGUUGCGACAGCUCCAAAAGUUCAUCAAAGGAUGGUCUUCUCUAGGAGGUUUUUGUUCCCGGGAACCGGGGUUUAAAUUUGUGUCAGUGAAUUGAAAGCAGGGAUCGUUUUUCCUUUCUUCUUCUUCUUUUCUUUGCCGCUCGUUUCUUUAGGAAGCCUCCACUUUGGGACUUCCUCCUCCCUUGAUCUUGAGAUUUUUGGUAGCGGGGGGAUUUGAUUUCUCCCGAGCUGGACAUUCCUUGGUGGUUGUAUUUGGCGUAGCUUCUUUAUUUGGACUUUGGCGAUUUCGCAAUACAAGAGGAAAUGACUGGAAGAAGAAGAAGAAGAAGAAGGAAGCUUCACCUCAGUAAAUUAUACAGCUUUGCAACUUGCGGUAGGUUGAGGUUCAACGAAGAUCAUGCUCAGAUCGGAAGCCCGGGAUUCUCCCGUGUGGUCUUUGCCAAUGACCCUGAUUGCUUCGAGGCUACCAACUUAAAUUACGGAUCCAACUAUGUUUCCACCACCAAGUAUACCUUGGCUACCUUCUUGCCCAAGUCCUUGUUUGAGCAGUUCAGGAGAGUUGCCAACAUGUAUUUUCUAGUUUCAGGAUGCCUUUCGUUUACUCCAUUGGCUCCAUACACCCCCCUGAGUGCGGUUGCCCCUCUGGUUCUGGUGAUCGGGGCGACCAUGUUGAAGGAGGGCAUUGAGGACUGGAGGCGAUACCAGCAGGACAUCGAGGUGAACAAUAGAAAGGUGAAAAUACAUCACGGAAAUGGCAAUUUUGAUUACACAGAAUGGAAGAGUCUUAGAGUUGGUGACAUUGUGAAGGUGGAGAAGGAUGAGUUCUUCCCUGCGGACCUCAUUUUGCUUUCCUCCAGUUAUGAUGAUGCAAUAUGUUAUGUUGAGACCACAAACCUUGAUGGCGAAACAAACUUGAAACUGAAACAAUCGUUGGAGGUAACUUCAGAUUUACAAGCAGACUCUGAUUUUCACAAUUACAGAGCGAUAAUCAAAUGUGAAGAUCCAAAUGCAAACCUCUACUCUUUUGUUGGAAGCAUGGACUAUGAAGACCAACAAUACCCUCUCACACCUCAACAACUUCUUCUUAGGGAUUCAAAGUUGCGAAACACUGACUACAUAUAUGGAGCUGUUGUUUUCACAGGUCAUGACACAAAGGUUAUGCAGAAUGCCACAAGCCCCCCAUCUAAAAGAAGCAAAAUUGAGAGGAAGUUGGACAAGAUUAUAUACCUUCUACUGUCCUCCCUGGUGCUUAUCUCAUUAAUUGGUUCAAUCUUCUUUGGCAUAUCAACGAAUAAUGAUUUAGAUGGAGAGAUGAAAAGAUGGUAUCUUAGACCUGAUGAUUCUGUUAUCUACUUUGAUGCUAAGAAAGCACCUACUGCAGCAGUGUUGCACUUUUUGACAGCCAUGAUGUUGUAUGGUUAUUUCAUUCCUAUUUCUUUAUAUGUUUCGAUAGAGAUAGUCAAGAUCUUGCAGAGCAUUUUUAUGAACCAAGAUAUUAAAAUGUACCAUGAGGAAUCAGACAAGCCUGCUCGUGCUCGAACAUCGAACUUGAAUGAGGAGCUAGGUCAAGUAGAUACAAUCCUCUCGGAUAAGACGGGAACGCUUACUUGUAACUCAAUGGAGUUCAUUAAGUGCUCAAUAGCUGGAACUGCUUAUGGGCAUGGGGCGACCGAGGUUGAGAGAGCAAUGGCUAGAAGAAAAGGCUCACCAAUGAUUAGUAGGCUAGAUGCUGCACAACAUGAUGAGGAAAAUCAUGUGGAUACAAAACCGGCCAUAAAGGGUUUCAAUUUUAGUGAUGAACGUAUCAUGAAUGGCAGUUGGAUUAGUGAGCCUCAGUCUGACAUCAUACAGAAAUUUUUUCAACUAUUGGCCAUCUGCCAUACUGUCAUACCUGACGUGGAUGAGGAAACAGGCAAAAUUUCAUAUGAAGCUGAGUCACCUGAUGAAGCUGCCUUUGUUGUUGCCGCAAGGGAAAUAGGCUUCGAGUUUUACCGCAGGACACAGACAAGCAUCUAUCUGCAUGAAAUGGAUCCAUUGUCAGGCAAACAAAUUGAUAGGAUAUAUAGACUACUAAAUAUCUUAGAGUUUAGUAGCUCCAGGAAGCGCAUGUCAGUUAUAGUUCAAGAUGAAGAAGGAAAGUUGCUUCUAUUUAGCAAAGGUGCUGACAGUGUAAUGUUUGAGAGGCUUGCAAAAGAUGGGAGAGAGUUUGAGGAAAGGACCAAGGAGCAAAUCAAUGAAUAUGCUGAUGCAGGUUUAAGGACCUUGGUUCUUGCAUGUCGUGAGAUUGAUGAAGAGGAAUACACAAAUUUCAACAAGAAGGUCACGGCAGCCAAGAAUUUAGUCAGUGCAGAUCGAGAUGAAAGGAUCGAGGAAGCUGCAGAUUUGAUUGAAAGGAACUUGAUUCUUCUUGGUGCCACGGCUGUUGAAGACAAACUGCAAAAUGGAGUACCUGAAUGCAUUGACAAACUAGCUCAAGCUGGAAUAAAAAUAUGGGUACUGACAGGUGACAAGAUGGAGACAGCCAUCAAUAUUGGCUUCGCUUGUAGUCUUCUAAGACAAGGAAUGAAGCAGAUAAUAAUCACUUUGGAAACACCAGAAAUAGUUCGAUUGGAGAAAGAUGGGAACAAAGAAGCCAUUGUUAAGGCAUUGAAGGACAGCAUUAUCCAUCAGAUAAAUGAAGGGAAGAAACUUCUGAGUUCAUCAAGUACUGAAUCAUUUGCUUUGAUCAUAGAUGGGAAGUCACUUGGAUAUGCUUUGGAGGAUGAUGUUAAAGACAUGUUCUUACAGCUGGCAAUUGGUUGUGGAUCAGUUAUAUGCUGCCGUUCUUCUCCCAAGCAAAAAGCCCUUGUCACACGGCUUGUUAAAGCCGGUACUCAUAAAGUGACAUUAGCAAUUGGUGAUGGGGCCAAUGAUGUUGGAAUGCUUCAAGAAGCAGAUAUAGGUGUCGGUAUCAGUGGCGCUGAAGGAAUGCAGGCUGUCAUGUCGAGUGAUGUUGCAAUUGCUCAGUUUCGCUUUCUGGAGCGCUUGCUACUGGUGCACGGGCACUGGUGUUACAGGAGGAUAUCAUCAAUGAUAUGUUACUUCUUCUACAAGAACAUCACAUUUGGUGUCACACUCUUCUUGUUUGAGGCAUAUGCAUCAUUCUCUGGUGAACCUGCAUACAAUGAUUGGGUUUUGUCAUUAUAUAACGUUAUCUUCACAUCUCUUCCAGUGAUUGCUCUAGGUGUCUUGGAUCAAGAUGUUUCAGCUCGAUUUUGUCUAAAGUUCCCCAUGCUUUACCAAGAAGGUGUGCAAAAUGUCAUCUUCAGCUGGCUCCGGAUCUUUGGUUGGAUGUUCAAUGGCAUUUGCAGUGCCAGCAUCAUCUUUUUCUUCUGCACGAGAGCGCUCCAGCACCAGGCCUUCCGGAAAAGCGGUGAAGUCAUCGACCUUGGAAUUCUUGGGGCCACAAUGUACACAUGUGUAGUUUGGGUUGUCAACUGCCAAAUGGCUCUAUACAUCACCUACUUCACUCUGAUACAACACAUCCUCAUCUGGGGUAGCAUCGCUGUUUGGUACCUCUUUCUCCUGGUCUAUGGAGCCAUCACCCCCACCAUAACGACCACUGCUUUCAUGGUAUUCAUCGAGGGAUUGGUGCCAGCCCCUUCUUACUGGAUUGUGACGGCUUUUGUCGUCGUUGCCGCCCUCAUCCCCUACUUCACUUAUUCUGCAGUUCAGAUGCGAUUCUUCCCGAUGUACCACAACAUGAUUCAGUGGAUAAGAUAUGAGGGGUGGGCAGAUGAUCCUGAGUACUGCCAAGCCAUACGCCAGAGAUCAGUGAGGCCAACAACGGUCGGGGUGUCUGCUCGUCUUGAUGUGAAGGUUAGUCAGUUAACAAGGAAAGUCCACCAUGAAGUUCACUCACAGUUGCAGCUUUAGCCCGACUGAGUCGAUACUCAUUGUACAGCCAUGACAAAAAUCAUGUCGAAGUGGUUCCAUGACACCCAUCCCCGAACCAAAUGCAGACUCCAAGUGAGAGCAGCUUGCAAGGAUGGAUUACGUUGUCCAAAGUAGUGCGGCUGAGAAGCAACUUACUGUUCUUUUAUAACUAAUUCCUUGAGAUCCAAGGGAAAAUAAAAUCCAUAUAAAUUGUAAAUAUCAAUUUUUGGGUUCAUUGAUUUAAGAAUAAGCAUUUUUUUUUUCAAUGUAUACAUCUAAUGUACACAACUGGUAUCAAAAUUUUUUUUUUCCCCUUUUAUUUACCCAAAUUCAGUUGUUGCUCCUCCUAUUGGAGAAGAACUGGAAUUGAAGCUGGCAAAACUAUUGAAAGAUGACUGAGUUUUCUGUUCUUGUAAUAGGUAGGUAGCACCAUGUUGUGUUUUAGAAGACUGGUAGUAGCAUUAUGGGCCUUUUAAGUUUAUCUUCAAAUGGGAUCAGGAGGGUAUUAGAGAGGAAAAAAUGUCAAAAGGAAGUAGCUUUUACAAGAUGAUCGAAGGAUGAUGUUCUUCUUUGGUGAAUUCAUUAAAUUCAAGGGGUGAAAAUUCCAAGA
This is a messenger RNA of Musa acuminata AAA Group (dessert banana), 5363 nucleotides long. RefSeq names its product putative phospholipid-transporting ATPase 9. The record is from RefSeq and is a predicted model, not a curated record. Lineage: Eukaryota; Viridiplantae; Streptophyta; Magnoliopsida; Zingiberales; Musaceae. The coding region runs from base 1142 to 4753 and encodes 1203 amino acids. The transcript has 11 exons. Gene Ontology annotation, cellular component: plasma membrane. Gene Ontology annotation, biological process: phospholipid translocation. Gene Ontology annotation, molecular function: magnesium ion binding; ATP hydrolysis activity; ATP binding.